Prunus mume (Japanese apricot) is the source of this 1790-nucleotide messenger RNA. It is a transcript of the gene STN8, whose product is annotated as Protein kinase superfamily protein. The record is from RefSeq and is a predicted model, not a curated record. Lineage: Eukaryota; Viridiplantae; Streptophyta; Magnoliopsida; Rosales; Rosaceae. Gene Ontology annotation, molecular function: protein kinase activity; ATP binding. Gene Ontology annotation, biological process: protein phosphorylation.
CACAACAUAACCUCCAUAACCAUGGCUUAUCUGCCCUCUCCAAGUCUAACAACACUUAAACACAAUCCUAAGCCUACAUGCUUCUCUCCUUUAAAACCCACUUAUUCUGACCAUCUUUGCUUCAUCACAACCCAAUUCAAAAGCCACCCUCAAAGGUGCAAUGCAUUCUUUGGUGACAAUAUCCCUGGAAAUGUUUUGAAGACGACUCUCCAUUUGGACCAAUUUCCUCCUUUUCAAUAUGGUUACAUGCAGUUUCAAACAGCUACAGAGGAACUCUCAGAAACACAGAAGUGGGGUUUCCUGAUUUUUGCUGGGAUUACAUGGAUAUACUUAACUGCAAGACCAGGUAUUCUCAUAGGUGCCAUUGAUGCAUACCUUCUUGCUCCUCUGCAAUUGGUUUUGGAUAGUUUGAUUGGAAGGAGAAGGUUGAAGAGUACUGAUUUUUUGAUUGGGGACAAGUUGGGAGAAGGGUCUUUUGGUGUUGUUUAUUCUGGUGCGGUUGUUCCAAAGAAUGUGAAUGUUGAAGAGACGGUGCAGAAGAGAGGGAAGGGCAGAGCUCCACGGUUGGAUGAGAGGUUCAAGGAGAAGGUCAUCCUCAAGAAGGUGAAGAUUGGAGUUCAAGGGGCUGAAGAAUUUGGCGAAUUCGAGGAGUGGUUCAAUUACAGGUUGUCUAGAGCAGCACCUGAAACAUGUGCUGCGUUCCUGGGAAGUUUUGUUGCUGAUAAAACAAGUUCUCAAUUUACGAAGGGUGGAAAGUGGCUUGUUUGGAAAUUCGAGGGAAACCAAACUCUUGCCGAUUACAUGAAAGAUAGGAAAUUCCCUUUUAACUUGGAGUCUGUCAUGUUCGGACGUGUCUUGCAAGAUGUAGACUCUGUCAAACGCAGUGCAUUGAUCAUCAAGCAAAUAAUGCGUCAAAUUAUUACUUCGCUCAAGAAAAUCCAUGACACGGGCAUUGUUCACCGGGACGUAAAGCCAGCAAACUUAGUAGUGACAAGAAGGGGACAAAUCAAGCUCAUAGACUUUGGGGCAGCCACGGACCUCAGGAUUGGAAAGAACUAUGUACCAGACCGUACCCUGCUAGAUCCUGACUUUUGUCCUCCUGAACUAUAUGUGCUCCCAGAGGAAACGCCAGUUCCCCCUCCAGAGCCCAUUGCUGCAUUUCUUUCUCCAAUUCUUUGGCAGCUGAACAGUCCCGACCUCUUUGAUAUGUACUCUGUUGGAAUUAUACUAUUGCAAAUGGCAGUACCAUCCUUAAGGUCUUCAGCAGGGUUAAAGAAUUUCAAUUCAGAAAUAAAAACAGUUAAGUAUGACUUGAAUAAAUGGAGGGACUAUACUCGGUUGAGGCCUGACUUGUCACUUCUUGAUCUCGAUUCGGGUAGAGGGUGGGAUCUGGCCACAAAGCUUGUGUCAGAGAGAGGUUCCCUUAGAAGGGGGCGCUUAUCAGCGGCAGCUGCUCUGAGGCAUCCUUACUUCUUGUUAGCUGCUGACCAGGCAGCUGCAGUUCUUUCAAAAUUAAGUUUUACCAAAUAGUGUGCUGCUUCAAGAUCAUCACAAGAAUGGAGAGACUCACAAACAAGCAAGCCCUUGCCUGCGCUGCGUUCAUGGUUGUUGCCAUUUUUGCACCUGGUGACCUUGGGGGUUUGCUUCCGUUCCAAGUUAACAGGCCAGUGGACUGUGGAUGCAAUACAAGAGAUUACAAUUUUAUAAAUGUUUUUCGUUGCCGAUAAUAUUAAUUUAUAGCAGAGGAGGUUCGAUCCCACUUUGUUAAUCAUUACUAUUAAUCUCUUGUA